This is a messenger RNA of Pistacia vera, 2024 nucleotides long. RefSeq lists its product as uncharacterized. Bases 38 to 1585 code for a protein of 515 amino acids. The record is from RefSeq and is a predicted model, not a curated record. The transcript has 14 exons. Lineage: Eukaryota; Viridiplantae; Streptophyta; Magnoliopsida; Sapindales; Anacardiaceae.
UGAAAAGUUUGAAGUUAAUGAGGGCGAGAGAGAGUUAAUGCGUUUUGUUUUAUGUUCAUCAAAUCAAGAAACAAACAAACACACAGAUUAUCAAUGGCACUCAGUGAAACCUGAAACGUCGUCGUUCCGUGAAUUAUCUGAAUUUAGAGUGGUUUGGACAAAGAGGAAGGAGGAGGAGAAGAUGAGCUGGAGAAGAGUGUUGAAGUCCGGACAGGCUGUGGUUGCACAUAGCCUUCUCUUCACUGUCACGCUAUUGCUUGUUCUCAAGCUCGAUCACGUCGUUUCUUACUCCUGGUGGAUAGUGUUCUUCCCCAUUUGGAUAUUUCAUGCAGUUGUUGCUCGAGGAAGAUUCUCAUUGCCUGCUCCAGCAGUUCCACAUAAUCGUCAUUGGGCUCCAUGCCAUGCCAUUGUUGCAACACCAUUGCUCAUUGCAUUUGAACUGCUCCUUUGUACAUAUCUUGAGAGUGUAUAUGCUCAAGGUCAGCCGGCUGUCAAUUUGAAGAUUGUCUUUCUUCCGCUUUUGGCAUUUGAAAUAGUUAUCCUAAUAGAUAAUUUCAGAAUGUGUAGAGCUCUUAUGCCAGGAGACGAAGAAAGCAUGAAUGAUGAAGCAAUAUGGGAGGCAUUGCCCCACUUCUGGGUUGCAAUUUCUAUGGUCUUCUUUUUAGCUGCUACAGUCUUUACCGUCCUUAAGUUAUGCGGUUAUGUAGGUGCUCUUGGCUGGUGGGACCUGUUUAUAAAUUUUGGCAUUGCAGAAUGCUUCGCUUUUCUUGUUUGUACGAAGUGGUCUAAUCCUGUAAUUCAUCGAAAUCCUCGCACAAUACAAUCUAGCUCAUCUUCUAUGACUAAUAGAUACCUUGACUGGAAUAGUGGCUUAGUAGUUACUCCAGAGGAAGAUCAGAACCAGGAUAGACUGUGCGGCCUGUCAGAUGUUGGUGGCCACAUUAUGAAAAUUCCAAUUAUAGGGUUUCAAAUCCUCCUUUGCAUGCGUUUAGAGGGUACGCCUGCUGGUGCUAGAGGUAUACCACUUCCUGUCCUAUUCUCUCCACUUUUCCUGCUGCAAGGCGCUGGUGUCUUAUUUGCUACAACUAGAUUGGUUGAGAAAAUUGUACUUUUAUUACGGAGUGGAGCUGGCACAGGAAUAUAUUUUAGAUUUUCUGCAAGAGCUCGUGAUUGCUUGGGGUUCUUGCACCAUGGUUCCAGGUUAUUGGGUUGGUGGUCAAUUGAUGAAGGCAGUCGAGAAGAGCAGGCUCAACUUGUCCUUGAUAGUGCUUCUGGGUAUAACACUUUUUGUGGUUAUCCACCUGAAAUGGUGAAGAAAAUGCCCAAAAAGGAUCUUGCUGAGGAGGUAUGGAGACUCCAAGCAGUGCUUGGUGAGCAGACGGAGAUCACAAAAUAUAGCCAGCGGGAGUUUGAAAGACUUCAAAAUGAAAAAGUGUUAUGUAGAGUUUGCUUCGAGGCAGAUAUUAGUGUAGUUCUGCUUCCAUGUAGGCAUCACAUCCUUUGCAGCACCUGCUGUGAUAAAUGUAAAAAAUGCCCGAUUUGCCGUGUCACUAUUGAGGAGCGGUUACCUGUAUAUGAUGUUUAAUCUCUAACUUCAGUCUUUUAAAGAACUGGACAGCAGUAAGGAUAUCAAAUAGCUUAAUUAGAAAAAAUUGCUUUUACAGUUUUUGCUGAAACUUUUUCACUAGUGAGUAUUUGCCUUGUUUGUUUAAUUCGACAUAAAGCUAACUACAGGAGAUAUAGAGAAUGCAGCCACCAUGAUUUAUACAUGGUUAGUUUCUAUCUUUUUCUCAGUUUUUUUUUUUUUUUUGAAAUUGUAAAUAUAUUUAAAUUGAAGAUUUAAAGUAUUUUCAAUUGAGGUUGUAAAUUUGUUAGCCUUGAAUAUUGACUUAGUGAUCACUGUAUUCAUUAGCUUCACUAGGCCAUUACAGUUCGUCUUCCUCCUCCUCUCCCUCUUGAAUCUAAUAAUCAUUUUUGUUGUGAUGGGCAUUUUAAUUAUAUUCUUGGAGAGAUUUUUAUAUAGA